Molecule: messenger RNA, 3069 nt
Organism: Hipposideros armiger (great roundleaf bat)
Lineage: Eukaryota; Metazoa; Chordata; Mammalia; Chiroptera; Hipposideridae
Gene: DMRTA2
Product: DMRT like family A2
Exons: 2
Coding region: 358-1968 (536 amino acids)
Biological process (GO): regulation of transcription by RNA polymerase II; sex differentiation; germ cell development
Cellular component (GO): nucleus
Molecular function (GO): DNA-binding transcription factor activity, RNA polymerase II-specific; RNA polymerase II cis-regulatory region sequence-specific DNA binding; protein binding
Source: RefSeq, a predicted model, not a curated record
UUUUAUUUUUCAAACCCUCGUUACAUCCAUCUGAACCAGUGACUUUCAAACUUUAAGAAAUUUCUUUUCCCCCAGCGGAACCACUGAUUCAAACGAAAUCUUACACCCAACGCGUAAAUCAGAAAUAAGAAGAGCUCUGGUGGGAGUAGGGUGGAGGAACUCGGCCUUACAAGGGGGCUCCGAAGGCACCUCCUCCCAGCAAUUUGGCAACCAGUAGCCAAACUUCUGCGGCGGAAAUUUCCGUCUGUCAGCCUGGGUUCCUCGAGUGUGCUUGCUUUAGUUUCGCUCACCGUGCACUCCUCACCGCCUGUGUCUUCCCCACCCCCGCCCCCACGGUCUUCCACGCCAGGUCCUGACAUGGAGCUGCGCUCGGAGCUGCCCAGCGUGCCCAGCGCGGCGACGGCGGCGGCGACAGCGACGGGGCCGCCCGUGGCGUCUGUGGCAUCCGUGGCAGCUGCGGCCGCGGCGGCCGCUUCGCUACCCGUGAGCGUGGCGGGCGGCUUGUUACGGGCGCCGCCACUGUUGUUGCGAGCGGCGGAGAAGUACCCGCGGACCCCCAAGUGCGCGCGCUGCCGCAACCACGGCGUUGUGUCGGCGCUCAAGGGCCACAAACGCUACUGCCGCUGGAAGGACUGCCUGUGCGCCAAGUGCACGCUCAUCGCCGAGCGCCAGCGCGUCAUGGCGGCGCAGGUGGCGCUGCGCAGGCAACAGGCGCAGGAAGAGAACGAGGCGCGCGAGCUCCAGCUGCUGUACGGCACUGCCGAGGGGCUGGCCCUGGCCGCCGCCAACGGCAUCAUCCCGCCGCGACCCGCCUACGAGGUCUUCGGCUCUGUGUGCGCCGCCGACGGGGGGCCGGGAGCGGCGGCGCCAGCGGUGACCGGCGGCGGCGCAGCAGGCGCCGGGAGCUCAGAGGCCAAGUUACAGAAGUUUGACCUGUUCCCCAAGGCACUGCUUCAGGCAGGCCGCCCGGGCAGCCCACCGCCGCCACCCGGGAAGCCCUUAUCACCAGAUGGCGCAGACUCCGGUCCCGGGACGUCGUCUCCGGAGGUGCGGCCGGGCUCGGGCUCCGAGAACGGCGACGGCGAGUCCUUUUCGGGGUCCCCUCUGGCCCGGGCCUCCAAGGAGGCAGGUGGCAGCUGCCCGGGCAGCGCUGGCCCCGGAGGCGGCGGCGAGGAGGACAGCCCGGGCUCCGCCAGCCCUCUGGGCUCGGAAUCCGGUUCGGAGGCCGACAAAGAAGAGGCAGAGGCUGCGCCCGCGUCAGGGCUGGGCGGCGGAGGGCCGGGUCCGCGGCAGCGGACGCCGCUGGACAUCUUGACGCGCGUCUUUCCGGGCCACCGGCGAGGCGUCCUGGAGCUGGUGUUGCAGGGCUGCGGUGGCGACGUAGUGCAGGCCAUCGAGCAAGUGCUGAACCACCACCGCGGGGGCCUGGCGGCCGGCCUCGGCCCCGCUGCGCCCCCUGAUAAGGCCGCGGUGGGUGCAGUAGCAGCUGUGGAGGACGGGUGGCCAGGCCGCGUCGACGCCGCCGCCGCCGCGGGGGGACCCGGGCUGCCCGCGCCGCUGCAGGCUGGCCCCGCUGCACCCCCGCACCACAGACCUUUGCUGGCCGGUGCCAUGGCUCCCGGGGCGCUGGGCUCGCUGAGCAGCCGCUCAGCCUUCUCGCCUCUGCAGCCCAACGCCAGUCACUUCGGCGCCGACGCAGGUGCCUAUCCGCUGGGCGCGCCUCUCGGCCUCAGCCCCCUGCGCCUGGCCUACUCCGCGGCGGCGGCGCACAGCCGCGGCCUGGCCUUCAUGGCUCCCUACUCCACCGCCGGCCUGGUGCCCACACUUGGCUUCCGCCCUCCCAUGGACUACGCCUUCAGCGAUCUCAUGCGCGACCGCUCGGCUGCCGCCGCUGCUGUGCACAAGGAGCCGACCUACGGCGGCGGCCUGUACGGCCCUAUGGUCAAUGGCGCCCCUGAAAAGCAGUAGGGCAAGGGCCCCGGCAGCUGGGCGGCCCCCAAACAGAGACCCAAGCCUUGUCCCCGCGGGCCGCCGACCCCUCUUCGCCGGGUGUGCUCUCUGCGCCCUGGUUGGGGCCCUCUUGCUCCAAGGUGGUUUUCAGUUUUGUUUUGAAGGGUUGGUGGGGAGAGGUGAGCAAAGGGGAGCAGCUACAGAGGCAGAUGUUCUCGGAGGAGGUGCGCGGCCCGGAUCCUCAUCCCCCGACCCACUCCCCACGGCUUCCCAGCUCUUCCAAAGGCAACAAAUCUGAAUUCAGAGGCUGCGGCCACCGCGCACGCUCCUGCCUCAUGUAGCUACACCCAUCCUGCCUGCCAGCCCGCGCGCUCAAAUGGAUGGCCGGAUAGUCCGAGAGUCUGUCUGCUGUGUCUCCCCCUCCAUUUAAAGGAUUUUAAAUAUGCGCUCUAACAAAUAUAAAUUUAGGAUGUAUAAAUCUCUUGGCACUGAGUCGAGUCUUUGGGACACAUAUAUAUCAAUUGUAAAAAAAAAAAAAAGGAAACGUUCUAAGGUGCACUUUCCUCGUUUCGGUAUUUGUCGCUCUCUUUGUUGCUUAUGCCGAUAAGCAUGGGUUUCCUUGGUGCAGUGUGAGUUUUUAUACAUGUAUAAAUCUAUAUGUAAUUAUACAUAUAUAUACAAGCCAGUGUAUAAUGUUAUAAAAUGGAACUCUAAGUUAUUAAUUGUAAUCUGUAGGUGAUCUCGGUAUUAACGUGAAAAAUAUUCAAACACAAGCAAAAAUAAUGGACAAAAUGGGAAAAAAUUAGACUAUGCGCGAAUUGUACUUAUCAGGUUUUAUAGAUUAUAUUGUACACUCGGGACGAAUCCCGCCCACCCGCCCCUUUGCCUGGGCUGGUCUCUCCCUAAGGAGCGGUCAAGAUGCGCAUUGACGCAGAAACAGAGCGACGUGUGACUGAGCCAGACCCGUCCACCCCAAGGCCCACCCCAGUCUCUCGGGACUCGCCAAACGCCCCGGCCAGAAGGCCGGUGGCGGGAAACGCUGCUGCAGAGAAUGGCUCACUUUGUGCUUUUCUUUGCAUAGACAUGAGCUAGAAAUAAAUGUUAUUUUCUAAGAAAACA